Nematostella vectensis (starlet sea anemone) is the source of this 3893-nucleotide messenger RNA. Its product is annotated as DIS3-like exonuclease 1. NCBI's taxonomy places the organism in Eukaryota, Metazoa, Cnidaria, Anthozoa, Actiniaria, Edwardsiidae. Gene Ontology annotation, cellular component: cytoplasmic exosome (RNase complex). Gene Ontology annotation, biological process: rRNA catabolic process. The record is from RefSeq and is a predicted model, not a curated record. Bases 109 to 3273 code for a protein of 1054 amino acids. The transcript is spliced from 31 exons. Gene Ontology annotation, molecular function: RNA binding; 3'-5'-RNA exonuclease activity.
UCCUUUGGUUCGAUUCACGUGACCCAAAAACAAAAUGGCGGAAAAUCCAAAAGUGAGGCCUGAGAGUACGUAGUGCGGAAGGGCAAGACUGAGUCUUCUAUCUCCGCAAUGUUGAAGACUAACAAACUCCUUCGCCUAAAGACGAAGAGAAGCCGGCUUGUAAAUGUCGUCCGUGAACAUUAUCUGCGUACUGACAUAUCAUGCCAUAGCAGCUUGUGUCAAGAAUGCAAAAACAAUAACACUCCGACGGGGCUUGUUUCAUUGUCAUCAGAUCUGACACACUAUGUCGUCCCUGACUGCGAGGUUUCCAAGUUAUAUCUUGAGAUUUUUGAAUUUCCUGAGAUUCAAGGUGUCAUCUUUUUCCAGACCGUAAAGAAUCAUCUGCAGCACUCAGGUAGCCGUAAAUUGUUGAGUCGUCUGAAGAACCUGGUAAAGGACACAAGGCAACAGUGCACAUUUUUCUCUAAUGAGUUUUGUGAGGGGGCAUAUGUACCUAGAGAGGCAGGAGAGAGCCUACAAGAUUGGCAAGCUAGGUGCACAUAUGCAGGUGUGCUGUGGUAUUACCAUCAUCUCCAUGAAAAGAUGCCUCUUGUUAUGGUUACCAGCUCUGAAGAGGUGAUAGAGAGGUACAAUGGUAGGACGAUGGGUGUUUUUGUCAUGUCCAUGUCUGACUACAUAUCUGGGUUCUACCCUGGCCUUACAAGUGUUCAUGAGCUGUUCGAGUCCCUGAGCACAGCCAUUGCUGUAGCAGACUCUAAUAAAUCCCAUAAAGGCCACAAGGAAUGCAGUGAAUAUCUACCUCUGGAUGUUCUAGAAGCUGGAAUAAAAUCUGGCCGGUACAUCAAGGGAAAUUUGAACGUUAACAAGCAUAACUCCCAGACUGAAGCUUUUAUCCAAAAAAGGGAUAUCUCGAGUGGCCAAGGUACUUCAGAGUCCGAUGUCCUUAUCUACGGCGUGGCUAACAGGAACCGCGCCGUUCAUGGUGAUGUCGUUGUGGUGGAGGUGUUGCCUAAAUCGCAAUGGAAAGGUCGCUCUACAGCACUUAAGCUACACGAGGAAGCUGGGGAAUCAACAGACGCAGAGGAUUCUGGGAAUAGCAGUGACGUAAUGAUGACGGGUCACGUGGUCGGGGUACUGCAGAGGAAUUGGCGGGAUUACGUGGUGUCGUUUGCAGAAGAUGUGGUGUCGCAAGACCAAAGGCGUUCCGCGGGCAAGGUCGUGGUAGUACCCUGGGACUAUAGAAUCCCAAAAAUACGAAUCAGUACGCGACAAGUAGAGGCGUUGCGUGACCAAAGGUUCAUAGUCCGCAUUGAUUCAUGGGAAGUGGACUCCAUGUAUCCCAGUGGGCAUUUCGUGCGCGCUCUCGGCCUUAUUGGUGACUUGGAGACGGAGGUAGCCACCCUUAUGGUGGAGCAUACAUUAUCUGCGCCCCCAUUCACAGACGGUCAGCUGAAAGAGUUGCCUAGUGACAGCCCAACGGAACCUUGGGUAAUCUCAGAGGAAGAAGUGUGCAGAAGGCGCGACUUAAGGAAAUCGCAUCUUGUGUUCAGCAUAGACCCUAAGGGAUGCGAAGACGUGGAUGAUACGCUAUCCAUCAGGCAACUCAAAGAUGGCAGGCUGGAGCUUGGGGUCCACAUCGCUGAUGUCACUCAUUUUGUCCAUCCGGGAUCUCUAACGGAUGCCGAAGCGCGAUCAAGGUCCACAUCAGUGUAUUUAGCGGACCGUCGUUACGAUAUGCUGCCAGAGAUCCUCAGCGCGAACUUGUGCUCACUCAUUAGCGGUGUUGAUCGGCUCGCAAUGAGCGUCAUGUGGGUUUUGGGUUCGAAUUAUGAUGUCAUCAAGACUUGGUACGGCCGAACCAUCAUCCGUUCGUCAUACAAGCUUUUCUAUGAGGUUGCACAAGCCAUAGCAGAUGGUGUGGUACCGAACGAGGAUUUACUUAAAGAAAUCCCUGAACUUCAAGGACUUGAUUCGAGUGCAGCGAACAAAGGAAUACAAGAUAUACGUUGGUCUGUUCUCAAGUUGAUGGAUAUAGCUCGAUACUAUAAAGCGCGAAGGCAAACACAAGGCGCGGUGGAGCUUGAUAAUCCAGAAGUAAAGGUCCUUCUGAAUGAGAAGAAAGAUAUCCUUGACCUCAUCGAUAAACAGGGUCUCGAGAUCCACGAGACCAUAGAGGAGUGCAUGAUUCUUGCAAACCACUGGGUCGCCAAGAGACUGGUGCAGACCUUCCCGACAUGCUCGCUGCUUCGUCGUCACCCGCUACCCCGCCAACAGUAUUUUGAAAACCUGAUGCAGUGCGCCAAGGCCAAAGGCUUCACUAUAAAGACCAGCUCGAACAAGUUGUUAGCAGAAUCAUUGGACAAAUGUGAAGACCCUGACGACCCAACCUUUAACAAGCUCUUAAGGAUCCUCGCCGUGCAAGCCAUGUCUAGCGCUUUGUACUUCUCCACCGGCUCUGUGUCUGUGGAUGAAUUUGUUCACUAUGGUCUAGCCUUGGACCGAUAUACCCACUUCACCUCACCCAUACGUCGAUACGCUGACGUCAUAGUUCAUCGCCUACUAAUGGCCGCGCUGGGGUCUGAUGACCAGUCCCAAGUGUUAAAUAACGAAGAGCUGGAAGAGCUGGCACAACAUAUGAACGAUAAACACAAGGCUGCCCAGAGACUGCAGCGGGACUCUGUCGAGCUAUUUCAGACGCUGUUUUUCAACUCGAUGUCUGAGGAUGACGAGCGACUCCUGGCUGAUGCUGUCAUAGUGGGCUUAAGAGCCAACGGUCUGUUGGUCUAUAUACCCAGGUAUUGCUUCAAAAGUGCGGUCUACUUGAAAGAUAAGAACGGCCUAGUCGUCACGCCAGGUGCUGGUAAAGAUUGCGUGACGCAUGGACCAGGUUCCAUUGUACGCGGGGAGUUUGCUGUCGAGCUGCACACUUCUUCAGGCGUCUUCACGUUCAAACUGUUCAACCACGUGAAGGUUAAAAUUUCAGUGGCGACAUCCAGAGCACAUGCGCAAUCAUUGAGAGUCACACUGGUGUCAUUCCAAACUCGAACCGGUCCCCCACCGGGCGAACUCAAUAGCGGGGAACUGAGUAAGGCUAACAAGAGAAAGGAGAUGAUCAGGGAAAUAAUGGAGAUAAAUAGACCCUCGCCCGUCGAACGUAAUCAAAUGGCAUCUGACUUCACCGAGCUGAAAGCUGAGUAUGGUCAAACAAACGCGCAUGUGAGCUUGUACAACCUUCUAGAACACUUUCGAGAGCUAUCCCUCCUGGACACGUGACACAGUUAACCACGCCCACGUCACGUAACACGGGGUCGAUCACGCCUGUAUCACAUGACUCAUGGUUAAUCACGCCUGCAUCACGUAGCACGGGGCUAAUCACGCCUGUGUCACAUGACUCAGGGUUAAUCACGCAGGCAUCACGUAGUACGGGGUUAACAACGCAGGCAUCACGUAGCACGGGGUUAAUCACGCCUGCACCACGGGGUUUAUCACGCCUGCAUCACGUAGCACGGGGUAAUUCACGUCUGCAUCACGUAGCGCGGGGUCAAUCACGCAGGCAUCACGUAGCACGGGGUCAAUAACGCCUGUAUCACGACUCAGGGUUAAUCACGGCUGUAUCACGUAGCAUGGGGUUUAUCACACCUGCAUCACGUAGCACGGGGUUUAUCACGCCUGCAUUACGGGGUUCAUCACGCCUGCAUCACGUAGCACGGGGUAAUUCACCUCUGCAUCACGUAGCGUGGGGGUCAAUCACGCAGGCAUCACGUAGCACGGGGUCAAAAACGCCUGUAUCACAUGACUCAGGGUUAAUCACGGCUGUAUCGGUUUGUGCACUUAAUAGUGCAUUCUUUAUAAAGAUAUACAAUAGAAAUAAUAAAUUCUGUAGAUAAAUGCAA